AUGUUCGCCGUGUCGCCGCCAACCUUCGAUGGUGAAGAUGAUGUUUGCAUGCUGCCAUUGAUCGGCGUGCACGAUAGUGUUAUCGCGAAAGAGGUCACCUUUGGUGAGUACUUGCCGCCACCGGAGCUCCCGUACGCGGACUUUGCGCUGCUUGACCUGCCCGAAAACCGAACACUCCUACAAAGGACACCGUUACGCAAUGCCUGUCCGGAGCAACCGGAAGUCCUCGGACCGAAACACCGAGCCAAUCCAGUGGCACUUCGUUGCGAAAACUGCGCGCUUCGCUUCCAGUGCAGAUCGCACUUGGCCCGCCACCAAUCGGUGCACCAUCGAAAGGAACUCGCAAGCCGUACGUCCCUCAAGCAACGAUUAAGAGGCGUUAAUCAGCAUCCGAAAGGAUCCGUGUGUGACAUAUGCCUAACGACAUUCCACGGCGCGGCCACCCUCGAAUGGCAUCGAAAGUUUCAUCUGGCCGGACAAGAACCGAUCGAAGCGAUCGAAGCGUAUACUUGUGAUGUUUGCCGUAAACGGUGUACCAGCUCCAGCCAUUUGCAUCUCCACCGGAAGGUUCAUUUGGAGCAGAAACCGUACGCCUGUGGCCACUGUGAGCGAAGAUUCUCGUCCUCCGGCAACCGUCAGAAGCACGUGACGCGGGUUCAUACGCACGAACGAAAGUAUCGUUGUGGGAUGUGUGACAAAACGUUCAUCUAUCCACGCCAACUGAAGCUGCACGGACAACGGGAGCACCGAUCGUGUGGUCAAUCCGUGGGUGUUAUAGUAACGUGUGAAGAGCAACGCGCUUUUGAAUGCUCGCAGUGCGCGAAGCGGUUCAAGCAAGCAACGCACCUACGGAAUCAUCUCCUAACGCACACCGGGGUUCGAGCUCAUGGGUGUGAAUUUUGCUCGAAACGAUUUGCUAUGGCCGGCGAUCUACGGAUACACCGGCGGAUCCACACGAAGGAAAAACCGUUCCGCUGUGACCGGUGCCCGGCUGCGUUCAUCAUGGGCAAACAGUUAAACAAACACCGGGCAGUGGUACACGGGACGGCAAAGACUUGAAGCCACGCGAUAGGACCUCUACCAGACAAUAAGCGCAACAUAGUGUUAAUUCCGGUUUUGUUUUAGACGCAUACUUUAUGGCAUUUAACGCUACGCGCAAAGUUAGCAUUAAAAACUACAGUUUGCUGUGAUUUGUUCAUCAACUUAGCGGCCGCGCUGUGUGUCGUUUUUGUCUUAUCGCAUUCAUAAGUCGGUCAUCCGAUAAACGUGAUGACACGCACUGACUUAUCCAAGCAACAAAAUAACACCAACUACACACUGUCCCUGUGAGAAGCCGUUGCGCGGUUGCAAAGGUUCAGAGAUCGAGAAGAUCGGCGGGUCAGUGUCCUCUGGCCUGCGACCACAUGUUUGCAAUUGCAACAGUGCAACACACUUCCCUGAAGCACCGCAGAAUCGCAACGGAUGUGCAUUCAACGGAGCUAUUUAUAAACCCUCAGUUAGGGAGCAACAACAGAGUAGGCGAAAUUCAGCCAGGCCUCCAAAAAGGAUCUGUUAAAGUCUGCACAAUUUGCCAAUUAGCCAAUUAACCUUAAAUAGGCCACAACCCGUACUCGUUAUAGUCCCGAAAAUAGGUAAAGAAUCGGAAAAUCAGGGUUUU
Messenger RNA from Anopheles cruzii, 1657 nucleotides. RefSeq names its product zinc finger protein 239-like. NCBI's taxonomy places the organism in Eukaryota, Metazoa, Arthropoda, Insecta, Diptera, Culicidae. Bases 1 to 1059 code for a protein of 352 amino acids. The record is from RefSeq and is a predicted model, not a curated record. The transcript has a single exon.